AUGGAUAUUAGCUUGCUGGCACUGUGUAUUUUGUUAGUUGGAUCAGUUUUUGGACGCAAAGAUAAUCAUUACCAAGUUGUGGGCGUAGAUUGUGAGGAAAAUGAGGCGGUCAGUUGCCUGAUGAUUAAAUGUCCGACUGGCGGCUUUUGUCCGGCGGAGAACUACUGCUUCAAUCCCAAGUGCGUUUGCCGCAAAGGAUAUCGGCGUCUUCGCGGAGUCUGUGUGCCAAAACACAAUUCUAUUCAUCUGAAAAAAGCUACUUUGGAAACCGCCCUGCUCAGAAUUCCCUAUAGAGAGUACUACUUUUGA
Messenger RNA from Drosophila suzukii, 309 nucleotides. RefSeq lists its product as uncharacterized. Lineage: Eukaryota; Metazoa; Arthropoda; Insecta; Diptera; Drosophilidae. The record is from RefSeq and is a predicted model, not a curated record.